UUAAAUUGUAUUUUAAUUAAGAAAUAAAGUUUAUAUAGCGAGAUAAGCAAAAAGUUACUUGUGAUAUAAAAAUCAUUUAAUUUCAUCAUUUGACUCUCAUUCUGCCGAAAUCUUGCUUGGAACAAUGAGCUCAAAUUUUUUGCCGUGCCAGAUAAAGGCUGUUGACUACUCUGCCAACAUCUCGACAUCCAAUGUUGAUAGCUAUGUUGUAGUUCAUGAUGAUGGCAUGCCUAGUGAUUUAUUAAGCUAUGUAUCUGAAGCGAAAAAAAUUGAUAAGGGUUUUGAAUCUGAAGUAUCAUGUUUUAAGCAUGAUAAUAAAUUGGCUAUCUAUUCUCCACUGGAUUUAAAUGACUAUUCUGACGUUCGCGAGUAUUUUAAGGCUGCAAAGAAGGGCGUUGCUCGUGCUAUCAAAGCUGGAAGCUUAAAUCCAAUGCUAAUUCUUCCGUCAAGACCAAAAUAUAAGCAUGCUGAACUUAAUACAGUACUUGGUGCUUUAUCUGCAUUAUAUGUACCUAUUCAAUACCGUGAAGAUGUUCCUGAAAAGGCUGAGAGAAUUAAAUGUCUUAAUAUUUCAUGGAGCCAAAAAGAUCAACUUAAGGACUUAAUCGAGAAAGCUAAAUCGCUCGAAUCUGGUCUAUACAUUGCUAGAGACAUUGGUGGUGGUGAUCCCGAACGGAUGAGUCCCCCAAAUGUUGCUUCUUAUGUUGAAAAAGCAUUUACUAGUGGAAUAAUCAGCAUCAAAGUCCUUUCCGAUCAAGACGAAUUCGUCAAAGACUAUCCAUUAUUUGCAGCAGUCAAUCGAGCUGCAAGAUCUGUUCCAAGACAUCAAGGACGUAUUAUUUGGAUGGAAUAUAAACCACCAAAACCAUCAAGAAAGACAUUAAUGCUUGUCGGCAAAGGAGUUACUUAUGACACCGGUGGUGCUGACAUUAAGGCUGGCGGAAUCAUGGCUGGAAUGUCACGUGAUAAGUGCGGUGCCGCAGCAAUUGCUGGAUUUAUGAAAACUGUUGAAUUAAAGAAACCAGAAGACGUACAUGUUAUCGCUGCACUUUGCAUGGUAAGGAAUAGUGUUGGUGAAGAAUGCUAUGUUGCUGAUGAAGUCAUUACAUCUAGAGCUGGAACGAGAAUUCGCAUUGGAAAUACAGAUGCCGAAGGUAGAAUGGCAAUGGCUGAUUCAUUGUGUGUUAUGAAGGAACGAGCUGUGAAGGAAAACUUGCCAAAUUGCUACUUGUAUACAAUUGCAACUUUGACCGGGCAUGCAUGUGUAGCCCUUGGUGAUUAUACAGCUGUAAUUGAUAAUAAAGUCGCCGAGAAUGCUGGUCAUGGAAAUAGUUUCUGCAAAGCUGGUGAUUUGAUUGGAGAUCCUUCGGAAAUUUCAACAGUUCGUAAGGAAGACUUUGAAUUUAUUCGUUCUAAAGGGUAUGGAGAAGAUGUCCUUCAAUGUAAUAAUGCACCAAGUUCUCGAACGCCUCGUGGACAUCAAAUUCCAGCUGCAUUCUUAAUUGUUGCUUCCGGUUUAGAUAAGCACGAUGCAAGUUCAUCAAUUCCUUUAAAAUACACUCAUUUGGAUGUAGCUGGAAGUGCUGGAGAGGUUCCAGAUCCACCAACUGGAGCUUCCUUAUUGUCUUUGAGUCAAUUACAUUUAUUUUAAAAAGUUUUAUGCUUUCAUCUACAACAAUGAGCGAGUUCAUAUGAGGCUAAAAGUCUUAUUGUAAACAGCAAAGACAUUUGAAACUUUUGUACUUAAAUUUUUUUUUUUUUUGUUGUACGUAUUAACAAUGAAACAUUUCCGUCAUUCAAUAAAAUUGGAAUCAACUUGAUGGAAACAUAAAAUAAUAUGUUGGAAAUAAUCUCUUUCUCUCGACGUUUUUCGAUAUAGUAAAAAAAAUAUUCUUUUAAUGUCAUGAGAAAAGAAAGAAAUGUUACCUUUCUCCAAAAUUCACCGUUAAGUUAAACUUUUUAACUCUUUUUUGGCUGAUUUUUAAAGAGAAAUGAGAAAUUUCUUUCGUUAAUAAAAAGCUGCGA
Chironomus riparius is the source of this 2025-nucleotide messenger RNA. The record is from the annotation of a GenBank genome assembly. Lineage: Eukaryota; Metazoa; Arthropoda; Insecta; Diptera; Chironomidae.